Molecule: messenger RNA, 585 nt
Organism: Chaetomium globosum CBS 148.51
Lineage: Eukaryota; Fungi; Ascomycota; Sordariomycetes; Sordariales; Chaetomiaceae
Exons: 4
Coding region: 1-585 (194 amino acids)
Source: RefSeq, a predicted model, not a curated record
AUGGGUGAACCAUCCGAUCUCCAGAUUGCCCAGCCCCUGACCCUCAAAUGCGGCCUCACGCUCCCCAACCGGCUGGUCAAGGCCGCCAUGGCUGAGCAAAUGGCGGGGCCCAACCAGCUUCCCGACGAGCGGAUGUUGACGCUCUACAAGCACUGGGCGCAAGGCGGCUGGGGGCUUAUUAUCACCGGUGUUGGGGGGCAGAUGAUCUGGGGCAACGAUGGCCCCGAUGGCGCCCAGGAGGAAAAGUCGGACCGCACCAGGGCCCGCGAGGCUUUCUUCCUUGAGUUUGCCCGGCUUAUCCGCAAGGAGUUCCCCGAUGUCCCGCUCAUGGUCACGGGCGGCUUCAGCAGCCGGGGCGGGAUGGAAAAAGCAGUCGUCGACGGUGACUGCGAUCUGAUCGGUCUUGCGAGGCCCGCCGUCCUCAACCCUUCACUUCCCAACAACCUGGUGCUCAACCCCGAGGUCAAGGACCAGGACGCCAGAGUGUACCGAAAGAAGAACAAAACACCGUGGUUCGCCAAGUUCAUCGGGCUUCCGAUCAUCGGCGCGGGAAUGGAUAGUAUCCACGCGAUGGCAAAGGCAUGA